This is a messenger RNA of Mauremys mutica (yellowpond turtle), 3287 nucleotides long. RefSeq names its product ring finger protein 11 (gene RNF11). The record is from RefSeq and is a predicted model, not a curated record. The transcript has 3 exons. Bases 406 to 870 code for a protein of 154 amino acids. NCBI's taxonomy places the organism in Eukaryota, Metazoa, Chordata, Testudines, Geoemydidae.
GACCAGGAAGCAGAACAGCUCCUGGCUGCGGCCGGGGCUGGGGGACGGGCGCGGGCUGCACCUGAACCCAGCUGUCCAAACACAGCCCUGCCUCCCCUUGUCAGCGGCCCUGAUGGGGGUGGGGAACUGAGGCCUCCUCCUCCUCCCGCCCGCUGCUCCUCACAGGCCUCCCGGCCCCGGGACGGGGAGGAGGCAGCAGCGGCAGCAGCUGGAGCCGGGGUGUGCGGGGCGAGGGGGAGACGGCGGGUCCCCGGUGCAGCCGGGUCGGCGCUAAGCCUCUCACGGAGAGAGACGGGCAUGAGCCUCCCCAGCCGGGCGGCUGCUGCUGCGGGCGGCCUGGCGCUGCGAGGCGACUGAGGCGGGAGCGGCCACUGAGGAGGAGAAGCCCUGUCCUCGCCGGGAACGAUGGGGAACUGCCUCAAGUCCCCCACCUCGGAUGACAUCUCCCUACUGCACGAGUCCCAGUCGGACAGAGCCAGCUACGGGGAUGGGACCGAACCGGAUCAGGAGCCGCCGCCGCCAUAUCAGGAGCAGGUUCCAGUUCCUGUUUAUCAUCCAACUCCUAGCCAGACUCGGCUAGCAACACAACUAACAGAAGAGGAACAAAUUAGAAUAGCGCAAAGGAUAGGCCUUAUACAGCACCUGCCUAAGGGAGUCUAUGAUCCUGGACGAGAUGGCUCGGAGAAGAAGAUUAGAGAAUGUGUGAUCUGUAUGAUGGACUUUGUUUACGGGGACCCUAUCCGAUUUCUGCCAUGCAUGCACAUUUACCACCUGGACUGUAUAGAUGACUGGUUGAUGAGAUCGUUUACAUGCCCCUCCUGCAUGGAGCCAGUUGAUGCAGCACUGCUUUCAUCAUAUGAAACUAACUGAGCCAGGGUUUUGCCUCUGACUUAUCAAGGAAACCAUCCAUUUUAAUGGGUUUGAUCCUUUGUCAUUCAGCCCAAAGAGCCAGGGAUUAGGAAUUAAGAUCAUGCACAAAAAGUACGUUUCCUAACAAUUCCUGAAUGGCUGCAGAUAUUGGAAAAACACAUAAUAUUUUAGAGAAUAUAGAAAAAGUAGGAAGUUAUUUUAUGUAAAGCCUUGACCCAAUAUUUUAAAACAUAGUUGUUCUUUAACGCCUGUUCUUACACACAUACAUAGGAAUUGUAUAAAGUUCUAAAAAAACCUGUAAAUGUUCAAAUUGAGUGUAUCAAAUGUUCUUAGACGUGAGAUAAGGAUAUUUUUUCCUAAAAUAAAGUAAAAAUUUUUGUUCUGAUUCCUUUCACAGGUUCCUGGUAUUUGGGUCAAGGCUUUAUUAAAAGCUACAUUUUAUAACACUGGCACAAAGAAAUAGUUUUAAGCUUGUUUGCACAGUUCUUUUUUUUCCCAUUGGAAAUGGAAUCCAUUGCCUUAGGUCUUUUUAAAUAGUGUAUUGUUAUCGUUGGGCUGGCUCUACGCUUGAAAUCCAGUUUAUUUAUAAUCUGUUAAAAGUGCUAUAUUUUGUUUGCAGUUAGGAUUAUGCAGAAUUCAGUGAUCUCCUAGCCUGUAAGCAAAUGGAGAUGCACUGUCCCUUUUCUAUAAGUGACAAUUCAAUGCAAGAAUGCAAAACAAAUCUGCCAGUUAAAUUUUGUUUUACCCUUUUCUGUUUGUUUUUCCUUAAUUUGCUUCAGUUUUGAUCAGACAAUGAUGCUUAAACUUAAGUGUCAACAUUUUUGAUUUAUUAUGUUAAAAGUGGACCACUGUGCUUCAGGACAAGAUGAAAAUGGAGCCAUGGUGAUUAAACUGUUCAGAACCAUUUAUUUCCCUUCUUACAAAAUUAAUGUCAGCGUUGAUUACUUCUCCUGCCGUACCCCCGCCCCCAAUGUCUUACACCAUAGCAAAAGGGUACUGCAUCUCUCCUUCCUGUAGUUCUUCUUAGGUUAUUGAAAUUAAAAAUAAACAUACUGUAUCUCAGACUCGGAAUGAAAUGUAUUUGUUAAGUCCUACUGGUGGACAUUUCAGAUAUAUGAACUGUGUUUUAUGUUUUGCACAUAAAUGUUGAGUUCAUAUAUAAACACAAUUUCAUAGUGAUCAAAGGGAAAAAAUAGUACAACUGAAGUAGAAGUGAUACAAGAGUCUACAAUUCUGAAGCAGAAAAGGUAUGUGCUUGGUAGAAACAAUCUAGCAAAAACCGUAGCUUUCAAUCUUUGUAUCUGCUUAGCAUGUGUUUAUUUUUUUUUCUUAAAUGUACUCUACUGCAGUGGUCCCCAAAGUGUGAGGCAUGCUCCCCUGGGGGAGCACAGAGGAACGUUUGGGGGUGGCACGGUGGGGCCUGGGCCAGCCCCCACAGGGGGCAGGGAGGGAACACACCCAGCCCCACUCUGCCCCCAGCCCAGCUCCGAUCUCAGCUGCAGCUCUGCUCUGCCCUUAGCUGCCGCUCCAAUCCGUCCCCUGCUCUGCCCUGAUCCCAGCCCCACUCUGCCCUUGCUCCAUCCCCAGCCAGCUCUGCCCUCAUUCCCUCUCUGCCCCCAGACCAGCUCCUCCCAGAUCCCCAGCUCUGCCUUCAGGCCAAGCUCCUCUGCUAAGACAACUGAGCAGUAAUGGAGGGGAGACUUGGACAGAUUCCAUUACUGGUUACGGGGGGCAGGGACGGUGACAGGAAAAGUUUGGGCACUGCUGCUCUACUGUGACUUUUAUACACUCAGUGCGAAGCUGAUACAUUGAGCCAGCUCAGUCUAGUAAAAUGGGAUGCAGGCUGAAGUUAACCGCAAUGAGUAAGGGAACAUUCUUGAUUGUUCUGUGUAUAUAGUUUGAGUGCUUGAUGUAACAAUUUAUAUUUAAACACACAAGUACGUUGAAAACACUGUGUACUUAUAAUAUAGAGCAAUUAUAUGUCAUUAAUGAUUUUAAAAGGUUGGUCAGUAGAAUGCAGAAUCAACAUGUUGGUUUAUUUAUUAGCCCUACAGCUGAAAGCUACACACUGUAUUGUAUAUGAAUUCUGUAGGUAUUCAAAAACAGUUCAGAACAAUCUACAGUACCAGAUUCAUUGAAAUUGUAAUGCAUUGCCUGAUUUCCCCCGCAUCUCACACACACUCUCUCUCUGACUUAAUUACAUGAAGCAAUUCUGAUAGGAAAGACCUGAAAUUGUGCAAUGUUCUCAGUGGCAAAUCAUUGGGGGGGGUGUGUGGGGGUGUGUUUUGUAACAUCAUAAUGUCCAUGUUUGUCAAGUAUUCUAGUCAGAUUUUUUUCCUUGAUUUUUAAAAUUCGCAAAUGAACAAUUUUUAAACAUCUUUUUCAUGUUGGUAUUUGUCUGUUAUAAUAUGUGAUCA